CGCGCUCAAACUGUCGCGAGAUCUCGUCGACUUCCUCUUUUACGCGGAACAAACUUCCAAGAUGUCUCUGGUCAUCCCUGAGAAGUUCCAGCACAUUCUGCGUGUCCUGAACACCAAUAUCGAUGGAAGGAGGAAGAUCGCCUUCGCCAUCACCGCCAUCAAGGGUGUGGGCAGACGCUACGCCCACGUGGUCCUGAGGAAGGCGGACAUCGACCUCAGCAAGCGGGCCGGAGAGCUGACCGAGGAGGAGGUGGAGCGCGUGGUGACCAUCAUGCAGAAUCCUCGCCAGUACAAAAUCCCAGACUGGUUCCUGAACAGGCAGAAGGACAUCAAGGAUGGUAAAUUCAGUCAGGUGCUGGCUAACGGCCUGGACAACAAACUGAGAGAAGACCUGGAGAGGCUGAAGAAGAUCCGCGCCCAUCGCGGUCUGCGACACUUCUGGGGCCUGCGAGUACGCGGUCAGCACACCAAGACCACCGGGCGCCGUGGUCGCACUGUGGGUGUGUCAAAGAAGAAGUAAACUCCCAGCAUUGUUUCAAUAAACCACCUCUUUUGUUGCA
Molecule: messenger RNA, 560 nt
Organism: Entelurus aequoreus (snake pipefish)
Lineage: Eukaryota; Metazoa; Chordata; Actinopteri; Syngnathiformes; Syngnathidae
Gene: rps18
Product: ribosomal protein S18
Exons: 6
Coding region: 62-520 (152 amino acids)
Biological process (GO): translation
Cellular component (GO): cytosol; ribosome; small ribosomal subunit
Molecular function (GO): RNA binding; structural constituent of ribosome
Source: RefSeq, a predicted model, not a curated record